Cygnus olor (mute swan) is the source of this 1269-nucleotide messenger RNA. RefSeq names its product Ras homolog, mTORC1 binding (gene RHEB). The record is from RefSeq and is a predicted model, not a curated record. Gene Ontology annotation, biological process: small GTPase-mediated signal transduction. NCBI's taxonomy places the organism in Eukaryota, Metazoa, Chordata, Aves, Anseriformes, Anatidae. The coding region runs from base 289 to 843 and encodes 184 amino acids. The transcript is spliced from 8 exons. Gene Ontology annotation, cellular component: plasma membrane. Gene Ontology annotation, molecular function: GDP binding; GTP binding; GTPase activity.
ACGCGCUGACGCGCGCGGCCGGGCGGGGCGGGCGGUCACGUGGGGCGGCCGCCGCCGUUGCCGCCGUUGCCGGUGCCGCGCGCGCGCUUCCCCCCCUCCCCCCGGCGGCUCCCCCCCCCGUUGCGUUCUCCCCCCCCCCCCUCAGCGCCAGCCUCCCCCCCCCCCCACAGCCUCCCCCUCACAGCCUCCCGCCCUUCCUCCUCCUCCUCCUCCUCCUCCUCGCCGCCUGCCUCCGCCGCCGCCGCAGCCGCCGCCCUUGAUGUGGUGCGGGGCCGGCCGGGGGACAAGAUGCCGCCGUCCAAGUCCCGCAAGAUCGCGAUCCUGGGCUACCGGAGCGUGGGAAAAUCUUCACUGACGAUUCAGUUUGUGGAAGGGCAGUUCGUUGAUUCAUAUGAUCCAACCAUAGAGAACACUUUUACAAAAUUGAUCACAGUAAAUGGCCAAGAAUAUCAUCUUCAGCUGGUUGACACUGCUGGCCAAGAUGAAUACUCCAUAUUUCCUCAGACGUACUCCAUAGACAUCAACGGCUACAUUCUUGUUUAUUCAGUCACGUCAAUAAAAAGUUUUGAAGUGAUAAAAGUUAUCCAUGGCAAGUUAUUGGAUAUGGUGGGAAAAGUCCAAAUACCCAUUAUGCUGGUUGGAAAUAAAAAAGACCUGCAUAUGGAACGGGUGAUCAGCUAUGAAGAAGGGAAAGCUUUAGCAGAAUCCUGGAAUGCAGCUUUCUUGGAAUCUUCUGCUAAAGAAAAUCAGACUGCCGUUGAUGUUUUUAAGAGGAUAAUUUUGGAGGCAGAAAAAAUUGAUGGGGCAGCUUCACAAGGGAAGUCUUCGUGCUCAGUAAUGUAAUUCCACUGCAAAAUCUGAAAACACUGGGAAUACAUUCUACCUGAAGAAGCAAAACUGCCCGUUAUCUUUAAGGAUAAACUAUGCUUCUUUUUUUUUAAUUUUAUUUUUAUUUUUUUCUUCUGUUAACCUGAAAGAUAAACAGUUGGUUUGGAGCCUUUCCCUUCAGAUUAUGUUAAACUCUGACUCCUGUGCAAAUGGCUUCACUUCCAUUUUCAAAUUUUAAGCAAUCAUAUUUUCAAUUUAUAUAUUGUAUUUCUUAAUAUUAUGACCAAGAAUUUUACUGGCAUUAAUUUUUCAGUGUAGUUUGUUGGUUAGAAUAAUCAUCAAAAAUGAUGCAUAUUGUUACACUACUAUUAACUAGGCUUGGAUAUCAGUGUUUCUUUGUGUUAAAUGUAUACUUGUAAAUAAAAUAGCUGCAAACCUUAA